UGCUUGCACGAGGACAACGUCCCUGCUCCAUCAGAGACGCUGUUCUUUGGGAAAGCCGGCUUUGCUUUUUUUCUCCCACGAGCUGAAAUCACUUGCGUUUGUAUUUCCUUCCUUCCUCAGUCGUCCCCAUCCCAGUCAGUCCCGUUAGCCUUUCAGGAGUCAGUCCAGGUCGUCAGUUCCAGCGUCAUGUCCAGUCCAGUUCAGGUCAGUUCCAGUGUUUUAGUCAGUCAUCAGUCCGCAGUUUCCAGUCCAGUUCCCCAAGUCAGUCCCCAGUCCCAGUCAGUCAGUCCCAUCCCAGUCAGCCAGUCCCAGUCCAGCCCAGUCAGUCAGUUCCAGUCCCCCAUUGUUCCAUCCCAGUUUAGCCAGUCAGUCCAGUUCCAGUUAGUCAAGUCACAGUCAGUCCAGUUUCAGUCCGCCGUCCCCCAAGUCAGUCAGUCCAGUUCCGUCAGUUCAGUCCCAGUCCAGUCCCAGGUCCAGGAACAGUCCCGUUCAGUCCAGUCAGUCAGUCCAGUUCCCAGUCAAGUCCCAAGCCACCCAGUCAGUCAAGGUCAGCCCAGUCAGUCCCCAGUUCAGUCCAGUCCCAGUUCAGUCAAGUCAGUCAGUCCCCAUAUCAAUCCAGUCCAGUCAGUUCAGUCAGUCCCAGUCCAAGUUCAGUUCCAGUCAGUUCGUCCAGCAGUUUCAGUCAGUUUAAUCAUCCAGUCCAGUUCCCGUCAAGCCCACUCAGUCCCAGUCCAGUCAGUCAGUCGGGGUCACUCCUCUUGGUCCA
Penaeus monodon (black tiger shrimp) is the source of this 766-nucleotide messenger RNA. RefSeq names its product endochitinase A1-like. The annotation marks the transcript as partial. The transcript has 2 exons. The record is from RefSeq and is a predicted model, not a curated record. NCBI's taxonomy places the organism in Eukaryota, Metazoa, Arthropoda, Malacostraca, Decapoda, Penaeidae.